Molecule: messenger RNA, 3451 nt
Organism: Pieris brassicae (large cabbage white)
Lineage: Eukaryota; Metazoa; Arthropoda; Insecta; Lepidoptera; Pieridae
Gene: PNUTS
Product: serine/threonine-protein phosphatase 1 regulatory subunit 10
Exons: 5
Coding region: 453-3401 (982 amino acids)
Molecular function (GO): metal ion binding
Source: RefSeq, a predicted model, not a curated record
AUAUUAUUUUUCGAAUUCCUUUUUCAUCUUUUGUCAUACUUCUGCGGAACGCCUCGGUGGGAAGACGUACACUUUCUGCCGGUUGCAAGAUAAAAAGCUUUCAAUAGCUCAUAUUAUUUUUAAAAUUAGAAAUAGGCUGUGUUUUAAAAAUUAUAUCCUUAAAUAUAAUAUGAAAUACACUCCAUUGCAUCAACGCAAUAUAUAGACGUAGCUUUAAGGCAGAUUGUAUAGUCGAGUAAUAAGAUUUAUUUAGUGAAAUCUAAUAAUAUUGAAUAAUUGUUAAUGUGGUUAAUGCAUUAAUAACGAACUCAUUGAACUAUGAAUUUGUGGUUUCCUUUGUGAUAAAAGUUAUUUGGAACAAUGAGCCGCCAUUUUGUAUCGCAAGCAAGGCGUGGCACUUUUUAGUGCAACAUCUCGGCCACGUCUGAAAACUAUUACGCAGUCUUUAGAAGAUGCCUCGCAUGGAGCCAUUACGAUUGCUGAACUGUUUAAGCCUUCUCCUUUCACCAAGCGGUGGCAUCAAAUGCAGGGAUGUUAUUUAUACACUUGUUGAAUUAAUGAGAAAGUAUUCAAAAAAGCUAGUAUCAAAAUGUAUCUAUAUACAGAUUCUCAAAUGUACUGACCUAGAGCUAUUGACUUUAUUCAUGGGUUGUGGUGGAUGGAGAUUAGUACACAUGUGGCUGACAGAGAGCAUUGUUGCAAAAAAUUGGCCAUUAGUACGUGAACUGUUAGAAUUACUUUUACUUUGUCCUGUAGACAUAGAACGACUGAAAACAAAUAACAAUCCAAAACUCAUAAAAGAACUAUCUAAAGAUGGAAAUCAUUUUGAUAUUAGAGUGUUAGCUUCAAAGUUAGUGGAACAGUGGUUAAAAAUAGUAAAAGGGGAGCAAAUUACACCAAUCUCAAUAACAGAUAUACCUGGAAUUAUUUCUAAUGCACAGCAGGAAGUUAGUAAAACAGAAAUUUUCGAGACUGAGGUAAAGUGUGAUAUAGUACAAGAUGAUACUGUUGUAGAUAAAAAUAUAGAGAACAUAAAACCUCCUGAGGAAGAUAUUCCUUCUGAACCUCCUGACAAUUCUGAAAAUCAUUUACAAGUAAAAGAUGAAAUACCAGAGAGAGAAAAAGAAGCAAUUCCAAUACUUAAAUUAAGUUUAAAGAAUGGUAAACAGAUAAUUUCACAAGUCCAUGCUAACAAUAGUCAAAAGGAAGAUUCACCUGUUAAAGAAAAAUCAAAAGAGAGGACAAAAAGCAAAGACAAUGAUAAAUUAGAUAGAAGGAGUAGUAGUAGUAGUAGUUCUUCCAGGUCAAAACAUUCAAGUAAAUCAUCUUCGUCAUCGUCACAUGAUAAGCACAAACAUAAAUCUAGCAGACAUAGUGAUAGUAAAGAAAAAUCUAGAGACAAAGAAAGAGAUAGAGACAAAAGUAGGCAUUCAUCUGAUAGUUCUAAGUCUAAACAUAGUAGCAGCAGCAGUUCAAAAAAAUCCAGUUCUUCCAGCAGUAGGUCAAAGGAUGACAAAUCUAGUAAACAGUCAAGUGAUAAAGUCAAGGAAGAGAAGGAUAAAAUAAAGGAGGAGAAAUCGAAAUCUGAGAAAACUGUUCCUUCCAUUCAUAAGUUAGGAAAGAUUCCAAAGUUAAGUGAAGUUAAAAAAGAUAAGCCUUCAAUAUCUAUAGAGGUUAGGAAACCUGAUGAGCCUAAGCCUAAAACUGUUAAAAUGUUUAAUUCAAAAUUCAGGACACAUGGCUUAGAAGAGGAAAUUAAACCUCCACCAUCAAGGGCCACAAUUUUGAGCAAUAAAAAACCUCCUCCAGCUUUACCACCUACAGUUUCAAUACCGAAACGACCAUCUCCUGUUCAUAAUGAAACACCACCUGAAAAGAAAGCUAAAACAUUGGAUAUUUCAAAGAUAGAGGAUAAGCCAGGAGCUAUUAAACUAAUUCCGCCUAAACCAAAACCCAUGGUUUUACAAGAGAGUGAUAUGUUCAUGGAUGCUUUGAAUGCUUCUGCAACAAACAAAAAAGAACCAAAGAAAAGAAAACGACGCACAAGCGGAUCUAAGGAUGGUAAUGCAAAUGAUGGAUCACCUCCCCACACACCAACCAUAACGAGUCCAAGCAGUGAGAGCAAGUCUGUACCCCCUAAGUUUUAUCAAGAUACCUUGGAUAAUGAAGAUAAGGCGAAGGAAAAAACACCGGAAGACACUGAAAGCUCUACAGUUCCAAGUAGUGAUAGUAAAAUGGAGACUGAUGAACCACAUACGUUAACAGUAAAUGGCUUGAAAGGUGUCCUUUGUUAUCACAAAAGAAAAGGUCCCAAAAAGAGCAUCAAAUGGAAACCAGAAUCGGAGUUGGAAGAGGUGCAGUACUUUGAACUAGAUGAAACAGAAAGGGUAAAUGUCACAAAAACUUUUACGGAUAUGAAAUACUUGGACAGAAUACAUGAAAGAGAAGCAUUCGAAAAGGCAAGAAAUCUCAUAAACGACGACGUUAUGGAAGAGAAAACUAGCUGGAAACCUUUAGUUUUAAUAAAUGUUGAAGGACAAACUCCAGUUGAGUAUGGCAAAAAUAGCAAAGAAAAAGAUAUACAAGCAUUAAGGGAAAAGGUAACAUUACAGCCAUUAUACUUCUAUAAGUCAAUGAUUCCUGAUUCACCUCUUGAGCCUGAUCCGGAAACGCACACAUACUCGGAGCCAACAAUAAUACCCUUGGAGGAUGUUACAGGUAAUCAGGAUAAUGUAGGUGAUUUUAGAAACAUGCCAUGGCCAGAGCCAAAAGGUAAUGCUCCUCCAAAUACGGCAAUUAAUAAUACAAAUGUCGCUCCACUAUUCCCAACGAAUAUACCACAGUUCCCAAAUGGCUUUCCAGGCCCACAAUUUCCAGGGAUGGCUAGUUUCGCAGGACCCCCAAUGAUGCCCGGUGAUUGGCCAAAUGGAGUGCCACCCAUGAUGCCAAACGGUAUGGCUGGACAAAUGCCGACCCCGGGUAUGCCACCGGGACCAAUGCCACCCGGUAACUUACCACCGGGUAUGAUGGUACCCCCAGAUAAUAUGAUGAUGGGUCCAGAUAUGUUUGGAGCACCAAACCCUAUGUUCCCUGUUGGCCCUGAUGGAUUUAAUAUUCAACAAAAUAUGUUUCCAGUUGAUUUUAAUAUGGGUGGACCUCAGGGUCCUCCUGGGCCCGAUGGUUUUAACGGUCCAAACAAUUUCCGUGGGGCUAUGCGGGGUCGUGGCUCAGGUGGUUGGCGAGGAAAGGCGGCGACUGGCAACUGGGAUAUGUCGCAAAGAGGUCGUGGUGGUCGUGGGGGUGGACGUAAAACUGUUUGUAUUUACUUUCAAAGAAAAGGCUCAUGUCGACAAGGUGACAAUUGUACUUUUUUGCAUCCAGGAGUGAAUUGUCCUUUUUAAGUUGUACAAAUAACCAUAGAAUUUGUUUUUGUAAAUAAGAGCUAGUUGUA